Solea senegalensis (Senegalese sole) is the source of this 2771-nucleotide messenger RNA. RefSeq names its product heat shock protein 90, beta (grp94), member 1 (gene hsp90b1). Gene Ontology annotation, molecular function: ATP hydrolysis activity; ATP binding; ATP-dependent protein folding chaperone. The record is from RefSeq and is a predicted model, not a curated record. The coding region runs from base 117 to 2531 and encodes 804 amino acids. The transcript has 18 exons. NCBI's taxonomy places the organism in Eukaryota, Metazoa, Chordata, Actinopteri, Pleuronectiformes, Soleidae. Gene Ontology annotation, biological process: protein folding.
UUUGGUGGCAGACGGAGGCAGGUUGUCAGUCUGUGUUAAAGGUAGUUCGCCUUUCAGUCAAUCCCCGGCUUUUGUCUCUUCAGCCUGAAGAUUCGGCGUCGUUAGUCGUCUCCACAAUGAAACGACUUUGGCUCAUAGGUCUCCUGUUUGCACUCUGUGCCUUUGCUUCUGUAAAGGCAGAAGAUGAAGUUGACAUCGAUGGGACGGUAGAGGAUGAUCUGGGUAAAAGCAGGGACGGCUCAAAAACGGAUGAUGAGGUGGUGCAGAGAGAGGAGGAGGCUAUCCAGCUGGAUGGACUGAAUGCCGCUCAGAUUAAGGAACUAAGAGAAAAAUCUGAGAAACAUGCUUUUAAGGCUGAAGUCAACCGUAUGAUGAAGCUUAUUAUCAACUCCCUCUACAAGAACAAGGAGAUCUUCCUUAGGGAGCUCAUUUCCAAUGCGUCAGAUGCUCUGGAUAAGAUCCGCUUGUUGUCUUUGACCAAUGAAGAUGCAAUGGCCGCAAAUGAAGAGCUGACCAUCAAAAUAAAAUCUGAUAAAGAGAAGAAUAUGCUCCACAUCACUGACACUGGUAUUGGAAUGACCAAAGAGGAGCUGGUGAAGAACCUGGGCACCAUCGCCAAGUCUGGCACCAGCGAGUUCCUCAACAAGAUGACAGAGAUGCAGUCUGAGGGACAGUCUACCUCUGAGCUGAUUGGCCAAUUUGGCGUCGGUUUCUACUCUGCUUUCCUCGUCGCUGAUAAAGUCAUUGUGACAUCAAAGCACAACAAUGGCACCCAAAACAUCUGGGAGUCUGACUCUAACCAGUUCGCGGUCAGUGAGGAUCCCCGUGGGGACACUCUUGGCAGAGGAACCACCAUCACGUUGGUCCUGAAAGAGGAGGCCUCAGACUAUCUGGAGCUGGAGACCAUCAAGAACCUUGUCAGGAAAUACUCUCAGUUCAUCAACUUCCCCAUCUAUGUUUGGGCCAGCAAGACUGAGUCAGUUGAGGAGCCAAUUGAGGACGAUGGUGAGGCAGCAGAAGAACCAGAGAAAGAGACUGAAGAUGAGGCUGAGGUAGAAGAAGAGGAGGAGGACAAAGAGAAACCAAAAACAAAGAAGGUUGAGAAGACCGUGUGGGACUGGGAACUGAUGAACGAUAUCAAGCCCAUCUGGCAGAGACCAGCUAAGGAGGUUGAGGAGGAUGAAUAUACGGCUUUCUAUAAGACGUUCUCAAAGGACAGCGAUGACCCUCUGGCCCACAUCCACUUCACAGCUGAGGGUGAGGUAACGUUCAAGUCCAUCCUUUUUGUGCCCAACUCGGCUCCCCGAGGCCUGUUUGACGAGUAUGGCUCCAAGAAGAACGACUACAUCAAGCUAUUUGUCAGAAGAGUUUUCAUCACAGAUGACUUCAACGACAUGAUGCCCAAGUACCUGAAUUUCGUUAGGGGAGUGGUUGACUCUGAUGACCUCCCUCUGAACGUCUCCAGAGAGACUCUGCAGCAGCACAAACUGCUCAAGGUCAUCCGUAAGAAGCUUGUGCGCAAAACCUUGGACAUGAUCAAGAAGAUAGCAGAGGAACACUACAACGAUAAGUUCUGGAAGGAGUUUGGAACCAACAUCAAGCUGGGUGUCAUUGAGGAUCACUCCAACAGGACACGUCUGGCCAAACUGCUGCGCUUCCAGACCUCCAACAGUGAGAAAGAUGUGACCAGUCUCGAGCAGUAUGUGGAACGGAUGAAGGAGAAGCAGGACAAGAUCUACUUCAUGGCUGGUAAAAGCAGGAAAGAGGCUGAGUCUUCUCCCUUUGUUGAGCGGCUGCUGAAAAAGGGCUAUGAGGUGGUCUACCUGACGGAGCCUGUGGACGAGUACUGCAUCCAGGCACUGCCCGAGUUUGACGGAAAACGUUUCCAGAACGUGGCAAAGGAAGGCAUCAAAUUUGAUGAGAGUGAGAAGGCCAAGGAAAAGAGAGAGGCCCUGGAGAAAGAGUAUGAACCUCUUACCACUUGGCUGAAGGACAAACCCCUUAAGGACAAGAUUGAGAAGGCCGUCCUCUCGCAGAGGCUCACCCAGUCACCCUGUGCUCUGGUUGCCAGUCAGUAUGGCUGGUCAGGAAACAUGGAGAGGAUCAUGACGGCACAGGCCUACCAGACAGGAAAAGACAUUUCAACAAAUUACUACGCGAGUCAGAAGAAAACAUUAGAAAUCAACCCUAAACAUCCUCUCAUCAAGCAGAUGCUUAACAGAGUCAAUAAUGAUGCUGAGGACCAGACCGCUUCAGAUCUGGCUGUGGUUCUGUUUGAGUCGGCCACGCUGCGCUCGGGCUACCAGCUGCCUGACACAAAGGCUUUUGCAGACAGGAUAGAGCGCAUGCUUCGACUCAGCAUGGACGUUCCCCUGGAAGAACAGAUUGAAGAAGAGGUUGAAGAGGAACCCGAGGAGGAACCCGAGGAGGAGCCUGAGGAGGAGCCAGCGGAUGACUCUGAAGAUAAAGGAGAAAUUAUAGAUGAGGAAGAUGAUGAAGAAACGACAAAAAGGGACAGAAUUGAACUGUGAAGCACUGAAUGGAAGAGCACGAACAAUGGAGCUGGAAGCAGGAUUUGACUGUUGUUCCAGUGCCUCUGUGGUUGUUUUCUUGGGUGGGGGGUCCUAGGGUUGGGUUUUUUAAGGCGAGCAUUUUGUUGUUUUUUUUUUUUUUACAUUCCUCAUGACUGUAAAUUUGUUAAUAUUUAACUGACUUGUUUAUGGAAAGAUGCAAUCCUGUCUCUUGAUCGAAUAAAUGUUUCUUGGAAAAUU